CCCCGACGGCCCGCUUUCCUCGGUCCCACAAACCUCGCGACUUUGCGCCUGCCUGCCCGCCUCCUCCGCUCCCUCCCCUCGCUGAGCCCCUUCCAGGCCCUCUGUCCGUCCGCUGGGGGCGCGCGUAGAGCGAGCCGGGCUCCCGCGGCUCCGGCGGCGGGGCGCGUGGUUGUGCGUGGUUGCUAGGGGCGCCUGCGGCCGCCGGCUCGCCCAGCAGGCCGGGGCAGGAAGCGCGGGCAGCCGGCGCCGAGCCGGGUUGAAGCCGGGCCCGCCAGGCUGAGGGAUCUGAGGAUGCAUCUGCUACUGUUGAACGUGUGUGGCAUCGCCCCUGAGCUGGGCCACCAGGCCACGAGGCUGUGACGCGGCCCCUCAUGGCCUCAGCUGGAACCGAGCACUACAGUAUUGGCCUCCACCGGGGAAGCGACUUCCAGCCGAGCGGUCCCUCGGGCACAGUGCCUGCCCCCUGGCCUGAGAAGCCCUCUGAGGGCAAAGCCUGGCCUCAGGCCCACCAGCAGGUGAAGCCAAUCUGGAAGCUGGAGAAGAAGCACGUGGGGACGCUGACAGCCGGGCUGGGUCCAAGCUUCGUGGGUGCAGCGCCCCCGCCAGCAUAUCUCCUCUGCCCACGAACUUCCUGUAGCGCCGGGGCCACGGUGGUCCUCACAGGCCAGGGCGGCUCCUGCUACGUGCAAGCUCUCCCGGACGUGUUCAGCAGCACCCCGCUGGCUCGCCGCGCCCACCAUCGCCACAAACCCUACCAGCAGCUCGAGUCUUUCUGCCUGCGUUCCAGCCAGACUGAAAAGAGACCUUUCUCUCAGCCUCAGAAAAUCCUCCCUGUCAGUCUCACUGCCAACAAGGCCCCUCCUGCCACUGCCGCUGCCCCCAUGGCUCAACCCAUGGCCUCCUCGCCCACAGAUCCAUACCUCUCACUGGGAGCAGCUGGGGAGAACCCUUCAGGGAAGACCCUGGUCUCUGCCAUCUCAGGGAAGAUCCCGCCUCCACUGUCUGCCCCUUCCUCCUCCUACAAGCCUGUGCUGAACAACAACUCCUUCAUGCGGCCAAGUAGCACUAAAGUGCCUUUGCCUCAGGCCGAGGGCCUGAAGCCAGUGUCCUCACCCAAGAUCCAGCUGGUCUCCUGGCACCACUCGGGGGGCACUGGAGACUGUGCCCUCCAACCUAUGGAACACAAGCUUCCCCAAAGCAACGGCACCAUCCUCGAUGACACCCCAGCCCCUGCCGGCCUGAUUGAGGCCCCCAGCUCCUCAGACAUGUCCCCCACCAGUGUGGCCUCUCCCCACUUCAGCCAGAUCAACUUAGCCAUGAGGGCAGAGCCCCGUUCCUGUGGUUUGGAUGGUGACUCUGCUCCCCAGGCUCUGACUAAGGAUGUCCGGUUCACGGAGGCCGUCAGGAGGUUGACUGAGAGGGGCUUCGAGAAGCCGAGGUCAGGCUACAAAGUGGAACAGGCUUGUUUCAUGAGUCCCAGCAUGCAGUGGAAUUCUCUUAACAGGAGCAGGCGGUGGAAAUCUCCUGUGGUAAGCCAGCAGGAGCCCGGAUCCCGGGAGCUCUUGGAGCUGGACAGUACAGUCUUCUGUACCAAGCGAAUCAGCAUUCACCUCCUUGCCUCACAUGCCAGUGGGCUCGGUCACAGCCCUGCCCGGGAAUCUGUGGUUAGCUCCCUGCCACGUGGAGAAGACAGAGCUCCCCAUCUGCCUUCUUCUUCUCAGCCCUUCACCGAUGUGACCACCCGCCUCUCUUCCCUCCAUCUGAGCCAGCUGGGGAAGGAAGGGUCCAAGGAAGCCAGGAAACUGGACUCACAUGCUAGAGGAACUGGUUCAGCUGCUGACCUCCAGCUCAACCAGGUAGAUGCCGCAGAUGUAGAAGACGAGCUCUUGGAUGGCUUGGAAGACUCCUGCAGCCAUGAUGAGGACGAUGGAGACUCGGAGUGCUCCUCAUUCAAUGGCAUCUCCCCAAGCGAGUCAGUAGUGGAGAUCUCUCGGACCUGUAUGGAGAUUCUCACCAAACCCCUGCUUCCCAGUGAGAAAGUUGUCCGGCCAGCUCUCAUUUACAGUCUCUUCCCCAACGUGCCCCCUACCAUCUAUUUUGGCACUCGGGAUGAGAGAGUGGAGAAACUCCCCUGGGAGCAGAGGAAGCUGCUCCGGUGGAAGAUGAGCACAGUGACCCCCAACAUUGUCAAGCAGACCAUUGGACGGUCCCACUUCAAAAUCAGCAAGAGAAAUGAUGACUGGCUGGGCUGCUGGGGUCACCACAUGAAGUCUCCUAGUUUCCGAUCCAUCCGGGAGCACCAGAAGCUAAACCACUUUCCAGGGUCAUUCCAGAUUGGGCGGAAGGACCGUCUAUGGCGGAACCUGUCCCGCAUGCAGAGCCGCUUUGGCAAGAAGGAGUUCAGCUUCUUCCCCCAGUCCUUUAUCUUGCCCCAGGAUGCCAAGCUCUUGCGGAAAGCCUGGGAGACCAGCAGUCGCCAAAAGUGGAUUGUGAAACCACCAGCGUCGGCACGAGGCAUCGGCAUCCAGGUCAUUCACAAGUGGAGCCAGCUCCCCAAGCGGAGGCCCCUUCUGGUACAGAGGUAUCUACACAAGCCCUACCUCAUCAGCGGCAGCAAGUUCGAUCUGCGAAUCUAUGUUUAUGUCACCUCCUACGAUCCGCUCCGGAUUUACCUCUUUUCGGAUGGACUUGUCCGCUUUGCCAGUUGCAAGUAUUCCCCUUCCAUGAAGAGCCUUGGCAACAAGUUUAUGCACCUGACCAACUACAGUGUCAAUAAAAAGAAUGUCGAGUAUCAGGCCAACGAGGAUGAAACUGCCUGCCAGGGCCACAAAUGGGCAUUGAAGGCCUUAUGGAACUACCUGAGCCAGAAGGGAAUCAACAGUGAUGCCAUUUGGGAGAAGAUAAAGGAUGUUGUUGUCAAGACCAUCAUUUCGUCAGAGCCCUAUGUGACCAGCCUGCUGAAGAUGUAUGUGCGGCGACCCUACAGCUGCCACGAACUCUUUGGCUUUGACAUCAUGCUGGAUGAGAAUCUCAAGCCCUGGGUCCUGGAAGUCAACAUUUCCCCAAGCCUUCACUCUAACUCUCCACUGGAUAUCAGCAUCAAAGGCCAGAUGAUCCGGGACCUUCUGAACUUGGCAGGCUUUGUUCUGCCCAGCACAGAGGACAUAGUUUCCAGUAGCUCCAGCUCCAGCUCUACCUCCAGCUCCAGCUCCAGCUCCAGCUCUAGCAGCUCCACUACCAGCCCAUCCAGUUCCCCCAAAGACAAGUGCCGCAUGGCCUCAGAGCACGUCACUGCACAGAGGAUGAAGAAAGCCUACUAUUUGACCCAGAAAAUUCCUGAUCAGGACUUCUAUGCUUCUGUGCUGGAUGUCCUGACACCAGAUGAUGUUCGGAUUCUGGUUGAGAUGGAGGAUGAGUUUUCUCGCCGCGGUCAAUUUGAACGGAUCUUUCCUUCUCGGAUCUCCUCUCGCUAUCUUCGUUUUUUUGAGCAGCCUCGAUAUUUCAACAUUCUCACCACCCAGUGGGAACAGAAGUACCAUGGCAACAAGCUCAAAGGAGUAGAUCUGCUUCGGAGUUGGUGCUACAAAGGGUUCCACACAGGAGCCAUCUCUGACUCUGCUCCAUUGUGGUCUCUCCCCACAUCACUGCUGCCCCCCCCAAAGAAUGACGUGAUGCUCAGUGAUUUCUCCAAAACAGAGACCGGCAAGCUGGGAAAAUAUUCAGGGAGUGAUGGGACCACACCCCAGCCAAAGAAGACUCACACUCUCCCUAGACCAUGCACUUCCUCCAAAGACACCAGCGAGGAGCCCAGCCACGCCUCCCAGACGUUAUCUGUGAUCAAGUUCUCUGGCCGGACUACGAGACUCGAUGUGUGUCCCACCUCCCAGUCACCCGGUGACUGUCUCUUGGCUGCUGUGAGCCCGUGACUGGCCUCUCCACUUGCCCCUGCCCAGGAGCACCAGUGUUAGCUACCUCAUGGGGGCCGGCCGGCCGGCCAGCCAGCCUGAGUCCUCACCCCCUCCACUUCGCCCCUCAGAGUAUUUUUUUGAAGUGGUUGAAUCGCCGAGUCAGGGGUCUGGAGGACUGGAAGGGUGGUGGGGACAGGGAGAAGGAAGGUGAGAAGGGCCACACCCUCUCACCUGUCUACAUGGUUAACACCUCACCUCUCAGCUGAGAAGCCAGUGAUGGCCACUCAGCCUUAUAAAGCAGGGUUUGGUUUCUA
This is a messenger RNA of Erinaceus europaeus (western European hedgehog), 4222 nucleotides long. RefSeq names its product tubulin tyrosine ligase like 4 (gene TTLL4). Gene Ontology annotation, cellular component: cilium. Gene Ontology annotation, biological process: microtubule cytoskeleton organization; protein polyglutamylation. The record is from RefSeq and is a predicted model, not a curated record. Gene Ontology annotation, molecular function: tubulin binding; tubulin-glutamic acid ligase activity. The transcript has 19 exons. Bases 372 to 3926 code for a protein of 1184 amino acids. NCBI's taxonomy places the organism in Eukaryota, Metazoa, Chordata, Mammalia, Eulipotyphla, Erinaceidae.